UAUUUUUUUUCCGUUUUAAAUGCAAAUGUGCAAAUAGUCGAGUUCAAAUGGUAUAACUUUUAACUCGGUGUCUAUAAUUGAGUUAUAAUUGCAACGAUCGCUUCGACGACAAAGUUACACAAUUUUAAAUAUAUAUUGCCUUAAAUAUUUUUCCUCGGAUAAUUUUCCAUUUAAUCGGAAAAUUUUACUUUAUUCACACGGUGGAAAAUUACGUAAAGUUGAUUUGAAAAUAAACGAAAAGAAAUUGAAGAAACGAUGAACGAGAAACUUUGAAUAUAUCGAUAAACGUUCUCUUUUUCUUCCUUUCUUCUUUUCUCUUUCUUCCAACUCCAUCGAUGUAAAAUUAAUCACUGCACUGGCACGACGACGAGUGUGUCAUUAUUUGUACUCUAUUAGUUGAUCAAAUAUGAAAUCGAUUGAUCGCACUGUAAUAACUACUAGUGAAAAUGAAUUUAAACGAUCUUUAUUACAAAUUAAAAAAAAAUGACGAAAUACACACACGCGCACAAAAAUAUAAUACUGUUAUCGAACUCUUUGGAACACUUGGAAAAAAAGACAAAACGUUUCUCUCUUCCUCCUUCUACGAGAAUAUCGAUAAUAUCUAGAAGCAGCUUGCUCGACUUUUUUCCUUUUUUCCUUCUUCUUCUUGAAACAUAACGAGAGACAAUUCGCACAAUUCCAAUGUGAUGAAUAUUUCAUAUUGCAAAAUUCUUUUUUUUUUUUACAAAACGUGGCGGGAGAAAAGGACGCGACGAGUAUUUUUCCGUGGGACGAAGAGGGGCGACGCGAUCAACUACUGCUGAUGAUCGUGCUGGCUCGAGCGUGCGUGUGCGCGCGCAACAAGUGACUCGCCAGUGCGAGUCGAUCGAGGCGAAGAAGAGUAACGCCGGUGUGUGUCGAUAUACGCGUUGAGCGGAUUACGUUGAGCGAAGAACGGGUGAAAUGGAAGAGGCGGCGACAUAAUCGAUCGAGAUAUGGAAUAAUCAACGGUGCGGUGCCGCUCGACAUUUGCCCGCCACUUUCGUUCAAUUCGUCCGACGAGCUCCUCCGUACGCGGCAGGAAGAGAACAAAAAAAAGAAAAAGAUAAAUCGAAACACGAUGAAUCGUGAGAAAAGGAAGGGGAUCGAUGGAGGUUGGGGGUGGUUGGUUUGUUUCGGAAGCAGCCUUAUCUCGCUCUCUUUAAGAUCCUUGGAUCCCUCGUUUGGCCUCCUUUUUCACGAUCUCUUCGUAGAGCUCGAUAUAGAUUCGAUGGAAGCAUCUUUGAUAAUGAGCAUUCUCGACGCUAUCGUCAAUUUUUCCGGCCUUUUGGUAGGACCUUUGUUGAAGAAGUACUCUUAUCGACAAGUAUCUUUCUUUGGAUCUCUUUUAAGUUGUAGCGGACUGAUAUUGACAUCGAGGGCAAAUAGCAUGAUCCAUAUCAUUUGUACUUAUAGUAUUUUGGCAGGAUUAGGAACUGGAUUGGCGACCGCAGCAUCCUUCGUCGCGUUGAACACAUUUUUUGAGAAAAAGAGAGGACAAGCCGUAGGAUUUUCUAUGGCAGGCACAACAUUGGCCAUGAUGGUGGUGCCCCAGUUGAUACAUCUUCUUUUGGAUGCUUACGGGUUUCGUGGCGCGAUGUUAAUCGUUGGAGGAUGGGCAUUGCACUCCGCUGUAGGCGCUUGUUUAUUACGUCCGCUUCGAGUCGAAAGUUCAAAACCCCUUGGGAAGCCCGUAAAUAAUUCCUCAGAGAAUGACACGUUGCUACGGUUAAACGAUACCGAAACGACGAAAAAGGUGGAAUACGGUACGAAUGAUUGCGAAAAUAAUACCGCGGCGUACGAGGAGAUAAAGCAACACGGCAGAAAAGAAAACGAGUUGUUACGAAAAAUAAAGGAAAUUUUCGAUUUGGAUUUAUUCAAGGAUAGUAUCUAUUUAAACAUAAUCGUCGGUCUGAGUUUAUAUUAUGUAGCCGAGUCCAACUUCAAACUGAUGACGCCGUUUUUUCUGUCCAGCAUAGGAAUGAGCAAAGCCGAGAUCGCUUCCUGUUUAUCGAUAACUGCGUUCACCGACAUUCUUGCCCGACUCACACUCCCAACCAUAUUCGAUAGAUUAAGAUUGAAAAAGAGGGUCGUUUUCUGGACGUUUUCCAUACUGGUUGGGAUUGGACGAUCGAUAAUGGUAAUGCAAUCGAAAGGGACAUUUUUGAUAGUGAUAUUCGUGGUAAUAGGAUUUUUACGGGGCGCAACUUUGGUGAAUUUAAAUCUCACCGUAUCCGAGUAUUGUUCCUUGAGCAAAUUGCCGAGUGCCUUUGGAAUGUUUAUGGUGUUUAAAGGUUUAUUCGUCAUAAUAUUGAGUCCGUUGAUCGGAUACAUCAGAGAUUCCAGUAAAAGUUAUGCAAUUUGUAUACAUAUGAUGACGUUGAUAAUAUGUACCAUGUUUGUUACAUGGAGUAUUGAGUUUAUUUAUCCAACCUUAGAGCAGCGUAUCUUAUCAUUUCUAGCGAUACUUCCGAUACAACAAACUUUCGGUCUAAUCUUUAGGGAACGUUUCUUCUCGCUCGGUAUCACGGCCACGCAAACAUCGUUAAUUGUUCAUCUGAAUGGAACGAUCACGUGCAGCCUGGGCCUGAUAAGCGGCCCGAUGAUGAAGAGAUUCACGUUCAGAAAAGUCGCGUUUCUCGGCGGUUUCAUUGUCAUCGUUGGAAUCUGUGCAGCUGCAUACGCGAUCUCCUUGCCCUCCAUUAUCCUCACUUACUGCAUUAUCGUGGGUAUCGGCCACGGUAUCAUGUUCCCGGCCACGAAUCUCGCCAUGAACACGUAUUUCCGAAAGAAGAGGAACAUCGCCAUGGGAUUGUCGGUCACUUUGACAGGCCUUGGACCUAUCCUGAUGCCCCUUUUAAUCGCGAAAUUAUUGGAAAACUACGCGACAACCGGCACUCUAUUGAUCCUCUCUGCCGUAUCCAUGCACUCGUUGAUCGGAGCAUCACUUCUCAAACCAUUCGAGGAGAAACAAAUUGCGAGAAUAAAAAAGAGCAACGACACCGAUGCAGCGAAAGAGAUUACCGUGAAAUUAAACAUGGAGAAUGGUAUCGAUCCCAAUCAUCGAUUAUUGGAAGAGGAAUUGAAACGAAAAGAGAACGUGUCGAGCGAACGACAGGGGAACGUGGAAAACGCGAAAGAGGAGAAACAAUCGAUUUGGGCAGCGAUUACGGAACACAUGGAUCUUGCCCUUUUGAAGGAUGCCCGUUACGUGGCCGUUAUUUUAGGUAUGGGAGUAUCUUUAGUCGCGGAAACAAAUUUUAACACGAUGAUACCUUUCGUUCUUACCGAACUUUCCGGCCUGGAAAGGACCUCGAUCGCCACCGUCAUGUCUAUCCAAGCGAUCUCGGACAUCACCGGACGUCUCUGCGUCCCACUUUUGGCGCAGAAGGCCGGUUGGACGUCGAGGAAUCUAUACGUGGUUUCCCUGAUAGGAUCCACCAUUGGAAGGACCAUAUUGUCAACUUGGGGAAAUACCUACGUGGUGGUGAUUGGUGUCGCAUUGAUUAUUGGGAUCGCGAAAGGAACAAAAGCGGUCUUCCAAACGUUAAUAAUUCCCGAUUACGUGUCUCUGGAGAGAUUACCGGCUGCAUACGGAAUGCAAAUGGUUUGCAAUGGAAUUUUAUCUAUUACCAUAGGCCCGUUUAUAGGUUUGGUACACGACUGGAUGAUGAGCUACGUCGUUGCUCUCCAUUUCACAUCAAUCUUGAGCCUUUCUUGCGUUGUUUUAUGGUACAUAGGAGGACUUUGGCAAUUUCGCAAAGAUCCCACGAAAGAAGAAAUGACUGAAGCAUAGGCGAAAAACUUUUUAUUGAUUUCAAUAAUCUAAUCUAGAUUAUGGAUGAUUAUUUUUAUUCGGGAGAAAAGAUAAAAAUAAUUGAUGCAUGAUAUUAAGUGACAAAUUUUUAUAUAUAGUAAAAAUUCUAAAAAUAAAAAUUACGUAGGAUAAAUUGCAACAAUAUUAUAAAAAAUUGAAAGGAAACUUUAUUUUCAUUUGAAAAAAUUUUAUAUUAUAUACUUUAGCAAAUUCUUGACUGAUUGUUUUGUAAUGUUAAAUACAAUUUUUGAAUAACAAAAAAAAAAAUUUUAAUGUUUAAUGAUAUAUAUUUGUAUAAAAUAUACAAUUGUGUGAUAUAUUGUAAUGUAUACAAAUGUAAGAUAAUUAUUCGACUUUUAAUUAAAUUGCUCGUUGCAAAGAGCAAAGAUGUUUAAAAAUA
Molecule: messenger RNA, 4235 nt
Organism: Apis mellifera (honey bee)
Lineage: Eukaryota; Metazoa; Arthropoda; Insecta; Hymenoptera; Apidae
Exons: 16
Coding region: 1100-3814 (904 amino acids)
Biological process (GO): transmembrane transport; monocarboxylic acid transport
Molecular function (GO): monocarboxylic acid transmembrane transporter activity
Source: RefSeq, a predicted model, not a curated record